AUGCUCUUUACAGUUUCCACCGUCGCCGCCCUCAGCGCCUUGGCAUCCGCGUACGAUCUCCCCGAUAAUCUGCGAUCAAUCUACGAUGCUCACAAGAAUGGUGACUGCAACUCCGCACUAUCCGGCGCCAUGAACACCGGCGCCGUCUACUGCGGCGACAUCCCCAACGCCAUCUUCCUCAAGGGCAGCAACGAAUACGACAACAUGGACAUCGACUGCGACGGCGCCAACAACUCCGCCGGCGACUGUGCCAACGACCCCAGCGGCCAGGGCCAGACCUCCUUUGUCGAUACCGUUUCGCAGUACGGAAUCCAGGACCUGGAUGCGAAUAUCCAUCCGUACGUGGUGUUCGGCAACGAGGGCGGCUCCCCGUCGUUUAACCCCCAGGACCAUGGGCUGCAGCCGCUGAGUGUCAUGGCCGUAGUCUGCAAUAACCAGGUGUUCUACGGCAUUUGGGGUGACACUAAUGGCGGAACUUCCACGGGUGAGGCGUCCAUUUCGCUGGCGAAGCUGUGCUUUCCGAAUGAUGGGCUCAAUGGGGAUAAGGGCCACGGGGAGAAGGAUGUUUUGUAUAUCGGGUUUCCGGGGGAUGAGGCGGCUACGGGGAAGGAUGGCGCGAAUUGGACGGCGGGGAGUACGCAGGAGUUUGAGGACAGUAUUAAGGCUUUGGGGGAUAAGCUUGUUGCUGGAUUGCCUGCGUAG
Messenger RNA from Pochonia chlamydosporia 170, 702 nucleotides. Its product is annotated as chitosanase. The record is from RefSeq and is a predicted model, not a curated record. The transcript is spliced from 3 exons. Gene Ontology annotation, molecular function: chitosanase activity. NCBI's taxonomy places the organism in Eukaryota, Fungi, Ascomycota, Sordariomycetes, Hypocreales, Clavicipitaceae. The coding region runs from base 1 to 702 and encodes 233 amino acids.